UCUUCCACGAGCAACUUAUAACUACAGAGAACCAUCGAGGAACGCAAUCAGAAUCCAGGAAGCAUUAUAAUCCGUCAAUGGAGCCCGAAACCCAUCAGUUCAGAAUUCCCGGUGGAUUCGUUCAUCAUCACCCACAUUGGUAUCAAUGUCCUCCUCAUCACCACCACCAGCCACAGCACCUUCACCACCACCAUCAUCCACAUCACCUUCACCACCACCACCACCACCACCAACAUCCACAUCACCUUCACCACCAGCACCAUUUAGGUGGUCAGAAUCUCAAUCCUUGUAUACAUCACAACCUUACUUCCCACCCUAAUCUUAAUCACUUUCAUUCGUGCCCUAAUUUUCCUCCUCUAGCAACUAUUCCCUGUAGAUUCCAAUCUGGCACCUCUGUUGCUAUUCCUGCCACUCUCAGUGGAGAGACUUCUUCUGAAUCCAAGGAACAACAAGGCUCAGAUUAUCAGUUUGUGCAUGAGGAAUAUCAGCUAGAAGAAGAGCAAGAAGAGGAAGAGGAAGCAAUGUAUGUUAUGACUGACGAAUGGUUGGAGUUCUUCGCGAAAUCAGAAGCGAAGAGAAAAUUAGAAAAGCAACAAGCGAAGCUGAAGAAGAAGCAGGCUAGAAAAGCAGCAGCAAGCAAAGCUGAAGAAGAAGAAGCAGACUAGCUAAUUUGAGACCAAGGUUUUGAAACAAAUCCAAUCCCAUUAUAUGAUGCAGAGGGAUAAUCCAUAUAUUGGAUAUAUCAUGAAUUCACAGUUUCAACUUGGUUACCGUUUUCAUGGACAACUAUUUCUCACCAAGGUAAGCCAAAGACAAGUUUGAGGUUUUCUUAUGGCGAAUAUGCUUGUUACAUAUAUGACAAGGUGACCAGGUCUUUGAUAAGAAUCGUCUUAGAUUUCUUGCAGCUAUGUAGAUUGUAUCAUUUAUCAAUUAGAACAGAUUAUUUCAAUUUCUUUUACUUGAACUUCCUGUUAAUCAGGGUUGUUGUACUACAAUUUCGUUAGUCACUAGGACUAGUGUGUAUCAUAAUCUAGGACUAGUGUGUAUCAUAAUCUUAAUGAACUUGGUAACGACUCUUAUUACGCUACAAGAGUUAAUUUUAACUUGGGUUUCUCGCCA
This is a messenger RNA of Papaver somniferum (opium poppy), 1119 nucleotides long. Its product is annotated as transcription factor MafB-like. The transcript has 3 exons. Lineage: Eukaryota; Viridiplantae; Streptophyta; Magnoliopsida; Ranunculales; Papaveraceae. The coding region runs from base 78 to 665 and encodes 195 amino acids. The record is from RefSeq and is a predicted model, not a curated record.